Molecule: messenger RNA, 1191 nt
Organism: Chlorella variabilis
Lineage: Eukaryota; Viridiplantae; Chlorophyta; Trebouxiophyceae; Chlorellales; Chlorellaceae
Exons: 9
Coding region: 1-1191 (396 amino acids)
Biological process (GO): NADPH regeneration
Cellular component (GO): cytoplasm
Molecular function (GO): oxidoreductase activity; nucleotide binding
Source: RefSeq, a predicted model, not a curated record
AUGGCGGCGGAGACGAGGGCGCCGCUGAAUGUGGCCAUCCUCGGCGCCGGCAGCUUUGUCCGCGACGCCUACCUCGGACCGCUGCAGGCCAACUCGGACAAGCUGCUGGUGACCGCGCUGUGGAGCCGCUCAGCCGAGUCGGUGUGGGCCCUGCUGCCCGCCAUACAACAGUUCUCCGCCAGCUGCCAGCCGUACCAUGGCGAAGGCGGGCUGCAGGCGCUGCUGGGGUCUGCCGGCUUGGAUGCUGUGCUGGUGGUGCUGCCGCCGCAGGCGCAGGGGCCGGUGAUCCAGGCGGCGCUGAGGGCAGGUGGGAGCAUGGAUGCCUUUUUGCGCCUGCGAGACGCCAUCGCCUCUGGCCACCUGGGAACCAUCGCCCGGCUGGACAUGGCGGCUGACCUGGCCAUGUCUCCAUCCAACAAGUACUAUGACUCGGCCUGGAGGCGCGACAACACCGGCAUGCCAGGCGCAUACCUGACGGAGGGCGGCGUCCACUUUGUGGCCGCGCUGCGGAUGGCGGCCAAGGCUGCUGGCUAUGGGGAGGCCGUGGCCGCUGCGGCGGGCUCCCGAGGCAUCGCCGCCGACCUGCCCCACCCUGACACCCUGCUGGGCACGCUGCUGUUUGAGUCUGGCGCCGCCGCUGGCUACUCGGUGACCCUGGCUGCUGGCAGGAUGAGCAUCUCGCUCCAGGCGGUCGGCACGGCAGGGGCAGGCGAGGUGGUGCGCGGCGGCUGGGGCGCCCAGGGCCGCGCCUUCCGCCUGUUGCAGCAGGCACAGGGCGACGCAGCUCCCACUGAGAUGGAGAGUGGUGGCACUGGCCUCGAGGCUGAGCUGCUCAGCUUUGCCCGUCUGGCACGCGCCGCCGCUCCCGUCCCAGGCGGGGCGAACCUCACGCUGACAGCACGCGAGGCUGGCGCCGCUGUGGCCACAGAUGGUUCGGACCCAGAGCCAGAUGCAGUGACAGCUGGAGGCAGCAGGGCAGGAGCAGGGGGCGCGGAGGUGGCCGCGGCCCGCGACGUGCCGGUGGCUGUGGAGGAGCCAGCAGGGAUGGCAUCGCCUCUGGCCGACAUGCCGUCAGAGGAAGAUGCAUAUCGUAUCCGCUGCGUGGAGGCGGUGCGGGAUCUGGCAGUUGUGACCGCGAUGCUGGAGUCGGCGGCAGCGGGCGGCCAGAGGGUGCCUGUUGCACAGGUGUAG